UCUCACUAAAACCCUCUCCCACCAGAAAACCAUCUCCCUUUCUCUCUCUACCUCCAUCCUCUCUCUCUCUCUCUAUCCCCUCCGCCUCCUUCACCCAGAAACCCUAACUCUUCUCUGAACAUCAAUGGCUGCUUCAACUCCAAAAACCAAAACCUUCCAAUCCCCAAACAAAACCCCAACUAACAACAACAUCUACCGCAAAUCGUAUCUCACUCCCCAAACUCCACAGACUCUCACUCCUCUCCGCAGAUCCGCCCGCCAUGUCUCCCGCAAGAUCGAUCUCGGCGACGACCAAGAUAAUCAUCAUCUCAACGCUCCGAUUGAAGAGAUGAAUCUCAUCCGUAAACGAGAGAGAGCGCCCAGAAAACAACCCACCGAUGAACUCAAAACUCCGAAAAAGAGUAAAUCCAAAUCCAAAUCAGAUGCGGCGGAGGAGGUUUCCUUCUCUCCGGUCUCCCCGAUUCAAUCGGAGAAGAAGACAACGCCGAGGAAGAGAAAAAACACCGAAACACUCUCUAGCAAGAGAGUCUACUACAACAAAGUCGAAUUCGAUUCCGUCGAGUUCCAAAUCGGAGACGAUGUUUACGUUAAGAGGAAGGAAGAAGAAGAAGAAGACGACGACGACGUUGAGAUCGAAGAUUGCCGGAUCUGUUUCAAAUCAGGUAGUAUCAACAACGUGAUGAUCGAAUGCGACGAUUGUUUAGGCGGAUUUCAUUUGAAAUGCUUGAAGCCGCCGUUGAAAGAAGUCCCCGAAGGCGAUUGGAUCUGUAACUUUUGCCAGAAGCUUGAGGUUCCGAAGCAACCCGAAGGGAAGAAGGUGGUUAGGACAGCGAGGGAGAAGCUUCUCUCCAGCGAUCUAUGGGCUGCUCGGAUCGAGAAGCUAUGGAGAGGAGGAGGAGUGGAUGGUGUGUAUUGGGUUCGUGUUCGUUGGUAUAUGAUACCUGAAGAGACUGCUUCAGGGCGUCAAGGUCAUAAUUUGAAAAGAGAGGUUUAUUUGACUAAUGAUUUUGCUGAUGUGGAGAUGAGAUCUGUGCUUAGGCAUUGUUUUGUUAAGUCUCCUAAGGAGUUUGCGAAGGCGAGUAAUGAUGGUGAUGAUGUGUUUUUGUGUGAGUAUGAGUAUGAUGUGCAUUGGCAUAGCUUUAAGCGUUUGGCUGAAUUGGUUGAUGGAGAUUGUGAGAGUGAUGACCAUGAAUGGAAGGAGGAGGAGGAGGUUGGUGAUAGUGAGGAAGAGAUGGAGGUUGAAGAUGAAGAAAGUGUGCGUGAUUCUAAGAGUAAGAGAGGUUUAACGAGUUCAAAAGCUGCGAAUUCGCUUAAAGGGAGGUUCUUUGGGCUAGACAAGGUGGGGGCGAAGAGGAUUCCGGAGCAUGUGAGGUGUCAUAAGCAGAGUGAGUUAGAGAAAGCGAAAGCUACUUUGUUGUUGGCGACAAGGCCUAAGUCUCUUCCUUGCAGGAACAAGGAGAUGGAAGAGAUCACUGCGUUUAUAAAAGGUUCCAUCUUGGAUGAUCAGUGUUUAGGAAGGUGUAUGUACAUUCAUGGUGUUCCUGGCACAGGGAAGACUGUUAGUGUACUAUCUGUUAUGAAGAAUCUGAAGGCUGAGGUUGAAGAGGGACACGUAAGCCCCUAUUGCUUUGUGGAGAUCAACGGUCUCAAGUUGGCUUCACCUGAGAAGAUUUACACUGUGAUCUAUGAGGCAUUGAGUGGUCAUCGUGUUGGUUGGAAGAAAGCCUUACACUCUUUGAAUGAGAGGUUUUCAGAAGGGAAACGAAUUGGGAAAGACGAAGAGAAGCCUUGUAUCCUUCUCAUCGACGAGCUUGAUCUUCUGGUUACUAGGAACCAGUCUGUUUUAUACAACAUUUUGGAUUGGCCCACCAAGCCUAACUCCAAGUUGAUUGUUUUGGGAAUAGCAAACACUAUGGAUCUUCCAGAGAAGCUGCUUCCUCGUAUCUCAAGCCGAAUGGGUAUACAGAGACUAUGUUUCGGUCCUUAUAACCACACUCAGCUACAAGAAAUCAUUUCCACAAGGCUGAAAGGAAUCGAUGCUUUUGAGAAGCAAGCUAUUGAGUUUGCUUCGCGAAAAGUAGCUGCGAUCUCAGGAGAUGCAAGACGUGCCCUUGAGAUAUGCAGGCGUGCAGCAGAAGUGGCGGAUUACCGUCUAAAGAACAACACAACCGCAAAGAACCAGCUGGUGGUUAUGGCAGAUGUUGAAGCAGCGAUCCAAGAGAUGUUUCAAGCACCUCACAUUCAAGUUAUGAAGAGCGUUUCUAAACUGAGUAAGAUCUACUUGACCGCUAUGGUUCAUGAGCUUUACAAGACAGGAAUGGCUGAGACAACCUUUGAUAGAGUGGCGACGACAGUGUCGUCUCUUUGUGGAACCAAUGGAGAAGCUUUUCCUGGUUGGGAUGUUCUUCUCAAAGUGGGCUGUGAACUUGGUGAAUGCAGAAUCAUUCUUUGUGAGCCUGGAGAGAGGCACAGGUUGCAGAAGCUGCAGCUGAAUUUCCCAAGUGAUGAUGUUGCUUUUGCAUUGAAAGACAACAAGGAGCUUCCAUGGCUGGGAAAUUACUUGUGAGUUUUUCUGUUUUUGCUGUUUAUUGAAUCCAGAAACUUUCUUUAAGUUAAAGACAAGUUUUGUUGAUUCAUGUUGGAUAAUCAUCUGGACUUGGAUAUGUUUUUUCUUGUUUGAAAUGUUGUCAUGUAUCCUUUGUUUGUGUAAUCACAUACAGAGUUAUGUUUUUUACUCUUCAUAUGCAAGAACAAGGUCCAUGUUAUUGACAAAGCAAACGUUAUCA
Eruca vesicaria subsp. sativa (arugula) is the source of this 2786-nucleotide messenger RNA. Lineage: Eukaryota; Viridiplantae; Streptophyta; Magnoliopsida; Brassicales; Brassicaceae. The record is from the annotation of a GenBank genome assembly.